AUGAAAUACCCAUAUAUAUAUUUUUUUUUUUUUUUGUUAAUUCUAUUUUUUUUUAAGAGAGAAAACUAUGUGUUUAUGCUCAAAGCUUAUGGAAAUAAUUUCGAGCAAUUUAAUAAAAUGUUAGUAAAAUAUUCAAAAUAUCCAGAUUAUAUUAGCACUAUUCAUAAAAAAAAAAAAAAAAAAAAAAAUUUUCCCAAUAUAUUUACUAUACUAUGUUUAAAGGAUAAUGGAUACAGAAAGAGAAAUAUCUAUAGUACUAUAGAAAUUAGAAAAUUAAAAAAUUUAAUAAAAAAAAAAAUAAAUAAUUUUUUAAAAAACGAUCAAUAUAUUAAUAAUAUUCACCCAUUAAAAAAUACCCUUUGGAAAAUAAAUACAUAUAAUUGUCUUUUUCAAAAAAAAAAAACUUUUUAUAUUUAUAUUUACGAAAACGGAACAGUCAAAACAUCAGAUGGUUUAACUGGUUAUUGGUUUUAUGAUAAAUAUCAUAUAACUUGGUGUAUCGAAUAUCCAGAUCGAAAGGUUUAUCACACUUCAGAGCUUGUGUGGAAUAACGAAGAGAGUAAAAUGAUGAAGGGAAUAAUUUACGAGGAAAUGAAAAAAACAAGAUUUUUUCCUUCAUAUAUGUUUAGAAAAAUAUUAUGUUCAUUUGAUGGUAACAUACAUAUUAAUUAA
Messenger RNA from Plasmodium berghei ANKA, 672 nucleotides. RefSeq names its product conserved Plasmodium protein, unknown function. NCBI's taxonomy places the organism in Eukaryota, Apicomplexa, Aconoidasida, Haemosporida, Plasmodiidae. The transcript has 2 exons. The coding region runs from base 1 to 672 and encodes 223 amino acids. The record is from RefSeq and is a predicted model, not a curated record.